UUGCGGCAAUUUAUCAAGGGCCAAUUGUCGGUAUCCGGGUUGAAGGAUCAAUGGAUUAUGUUCCUACCCUAAUCCUAGCCCUACAUAAAUUUGCGGCUCGGUAUAUCAUUUCGCGGUCACUGGAUCAAAGUCCGCUUUCAAUUCAGGCUAAAUGAACGUGACUUAGGAAAUCGAUUCUAAGCUCGUUUAGGUGAUUGGGGUUAUGGUUCAUUCCUACGCAGCAUACUAGGUAUAUACCUACCUCCACUUUCACCUUGCCUUAGCGAACCCAAUCAACGCUUCAAUGCACCUAUAGCGCAACUAUAACAAGAUCAAUAUGCAGGCGAAAUGUGACCUGUCUGCAAAGAGGCACGAAGCAAAGCCUGGAAGUGCGUGACUAGCCGGAUUCCGGUGGGAGUGAGGUCAUGAUGUUUACUAUUAAACCGCGCGGAAAUGGCUGGGUGGCAGUUCCACGUCCUCUCCCUACAAUUGUCGCUUUAAUCGCUCUAUCACGGUCUUGGAAAGGCCUCAAUUAUGUUCGCGAUGUUAUUACGAUGGUCUAUUACAGCUUUGGUUGCUGGAGUUUUCGCAAUUCCUUCUCCACAAACACUCAAUUCUAGCAUUACGUUGUUAAUUGAUAAUGAUCUUCAAGGUGCUGCUGGAUCAGCCUCCAAUUCAGGGGUUCUGUUACUAGAAGCGUUUUCAUUGAAUGAUGCCAGUGAAGCCUGUGAAACUGCGGGGGAGAAGCUCUGGUCGCCGGAGUUGGACACCAGCAACGUUCAAAAUAUGUUGAAUUAUUUGAAUUAUUCAAGCUUUAAAACAGGUUUUUCACAAUUCUGGAUUGCAUCUAAAAAUGGAUCUACUCUAGCCAUAGACAAAGACGGCCGUGUAUUCCAGACGAGGUUAGAUGCAAGGUUACCAGUCGUGUGUACACAAUCAGCGCCGUUCUCCAACGCCACGCUCCAGGAUACGAGUGAGAGAUGGCGAAUUACACUGGAAUCUAAUAAUGAAAUAUUGACGGGAUUUCGUGAUCGCUUCAGUUUCCGCUUUCUAGGAAUUCGAUAUGCACCCCAACCCGAACGAUUUACUUACUCUGAGCCAUACGUUGGAAGUGGUAAUGAGGCCUCCGCGCUUGAUUACGGGUCUCAAUGUGUUCAAGCCGGGAAUGUUGGUGAUGAGGAUUGUCUUUUCUUAAAUAUUUGGACUGCCUAUAUCCCAGGUCCCAAUUCUACUGCAGAGACUCUGAAGCCAGUCAUGUUUUGGAUACACGGAGGCGCCUUUACAGGAGGGACAGGAAACGAUCCUACCUUCGAUGGAGGCAAUCUAGCGUCAAGGGGCGAUGUUGUCGUGGUCAGCAUCAAUUAUCGACUUAGCACUCUCGGGUUCCUAGCAUUGGAAGAUAAUGUCACCAAUGGAAACUUCGGGCUCGCCGACCAAAUUAACGCCCUCGACUGGGUAAGAAAUCAUAUAAAGGACUUUGGCGGUGACCCGGAUAGGAUCACUAUCUUCGGACAAUCCGCCGGAGCGGGCAGCGUUCGUGCCUUGAUAGCUUCCCCUAAGUCCAUUGGAAAGUUUGCCGGUGCCAUACCCCUGAGCAAUCUCGGGGGUAUCAACUACGGCACUACGUAUUCCAAGUACUACACAAUUGACGAGGAAAUGGAAGUCGUGGGAAAUGCCAUUCUGCAAGAAACUGGUUGCACAAAUGCGAUAUCUCAAGUAGACUGCUUGCGGGCUAUAUCGCCAUACGAACUCGCGAAUCUAAACACCAUCGCGAGAUACCCGGUCGUCGAUGGGACAUAUCUCACAUCCAACGAACUCAAACUCGACGGACCUACCCUCCCCGUCCACAUAAUGAUGGGCACCACCCGCGACGACGGCGCGCCAUUCAUCAGCUAUCCCACCACCACCAACCAAUCCGCCUACCUCGCCUCGCAAGGUCUUCCCGUCCCUCCCACAGCACUCUUCCCCAUCCCGAACAUCACCAACCAAACCCUCGCGUUAUUCGAAAUGGCCACGCGUCUCGCCACAGACGGUAUCUUCCGCUGCAUCGACCAAGCGACCGUAUUCGCCGGGCUGAGAAACAAGCGAUUCCCGCCAAUCUACUACUACGAAUUCAACCGGACCUACCAAACCCGCGGCUGGCCCAACCUCGACGUCUGCGAGCCGCCGAAAACCGCGACCCACCCCCACGGCGACCCCGGCGCGGAGUACCUCAAAUGCCACUCCGGCGAGCUGUACUUCGUCUUCGGCAACCUAGCCCGGCAAAGCCUACCGCUGCGCGACGCCUCCGACCUGCCGUUCGCGCAAUUCGUCGUGGAUACAUUCUCCGCUUUCGCACGAACCUUCGACCCGAACCCGGAUCCUGAAUUCCUCGCUGCCCGGGGGUACAAGACCACGUUAGCGGAGAUCGAGCGUGUGGGGAGGUGGGAGGCUUCGACGUUCGAAGGGGGAAUGACUAUGCGCACGCUGCAGUGGCCGGGGUUCCAGGGCGCGUUUGUGGAGGGGAGGCAGUGCGAGGGGCUGGGGUUGGGGUUGGGGUAUUAUUUACAGUAG
Messenger RNA from Annulohypoxylon maeteangense, 2532 nucleotides. RefSeq names its product alpha/beta-hydrolase. Bases 514 to 2532 code for a protein of 672 amino acids. The transcript is spliced from 4 exons. Lineage: Eukaryota; Fungi; Ascomycota; Sordariomycetes; Xylariales; Hypoxylaceae. The record is from RefSeq and is a predicted model, not a curated record.